Strongylocentrotus purpuratus (purple sea urchin) is the source of this 2133-nucleotide messenger RNA. Its product is annotated as putative methyltransferase C9orf114. Bases 67 to 1674 code for a protein of 535 amino acids. NCBI's taxonomy places the organism in Eukaryota, Metazoa, Echinodermata, Echinoidea, Camarodonta, Strongylocentrotidae. The transcript is spliced from 15 exons. Gene Ontology annotation, molecular function: miRNA binding; DNA-binding transcription factor activity. The record is from RefSeq and is a predicted model, not a curated record. Gene Ontology annotation, cellular component: mitotic spindle; kinetochore; spindle pole centrosome. Gene Ontology annotation, biological process: maintenance of centrosome location; miRNA processing.
UAAGCAGAGAGUGCAUGCUUGUCGACUGCUGCGGUGCUGGAAAACUAUUACAAUUUCUUAUAAAAAAUGGCACGUUUCUUACAUGAAUCUAAUCUGACUAGCGCCAUAAAAGUUAUAAAGGACUAUGAGAAGGAAUCAGAUGCAAAAUUUGCUGUCACAGUCCAGCAAAACUACUGUCAACAGGGAGAGUUUGGAAUGCCACCCCACGAUGCUGAGGAGGUACUGAGACACAAAGUGAUGUUUGAGGAAUUACCUCUGAAUGGCAUUCCUCAUGUCAUGCUAGGUCUCAAGAAAUUCACCUGUCAACAUGGACCUAAACGCAAGUGUGAUAUCAAGAAAUCUAAAAUGUCUGAAGAUAUUGAAGGAGGAAAGAAAUCUGCUAAUAGUAAGAAGUUUGGUUGCACAUCAGUAAUUCUCAUGCACAAUGUGUGGGUUUUCCCCGAAUUCAAGAUUCCCAGUGACACCCUGUGGCAUCGACGAGAGACAUCCAAGAAAAUCAAGAAUCAAUUGGAGCAAAAGGAGUUGAUCGGAGAGCACAGAAUCUAUCUUAAUAUUCCAGAUCCGAAAGCUCACUCUAACCAUCUAUCGGAACAGGCUCUUGAAUGGAAGGACUGGAAGAAAGAUGUCAAGGAGCGAAAGAAGAAAAAGCGUGAAGAGAAAUUGAUUCAACUAGCUGAGCAACAAAUGCAGGAAAAGGAAGAAAUGUUGUCUAACGAAAAGGAGGAAAAUGAGUUGGCGGAAUAUGGCCGACCAUGGACACUGUCUAUUGCUCUUCCUGGAUCCAUACUAGAUAAUGCACAGUCACCAGAGCUUAGAACAUACUUGGCAGGUCAGAUUGCCAGAGCUCUAGUGAUAUUCAACAUUGAUGAGAUAAUCAUCUUUGAUGAGUCCGGUGCUGCUGCUAGAGACAACACAGAUGGAGUCUACAGUGGUAUUGGCAAGAAGGGGAACGCCAAUGUUCAACUGGCAAGGAUCCUACAAUAUCUGGAAUGCCCUCAGUAUUUGAGGAAAAGCUUCUUCCCGAAACAUAAUGACUUACAGUAUGCAGGUUUACUGAACCCCCUGGACUGCCCCCAUCAUGUACGAGCCGAUGAGGAGAUAGCUUACAGAGAGGGUGUGGUGGUAGACAGACCGGUAGCAAAGGGGCGUGGCUCCCAUGUCAAUGUUGGACUCUACAAGGAAGUAGAGAUCGACAAGAAACUACAAGCACAACUAAGAGUCACAGUCAAGAUGAACACAAAGAAAGGAACUCCAACCAAGCAUGCUCCAUGCAAAGUGGUAUCGCCGUCUGCCCCUCGCCUCGAGGCAGGGUUGUACUGGGGCUACUCUGUUAGGUUGGCAUCCAGCUUGGGGGCUGUUUUCACGGGAUGCCCAUUCUCGGACAACGGAUACGAUCUUACCAUCGGUACAUCGGAAAGAGGAACCAAAGCUGACGACGUAGAUCUACCUCACUUCAAACAUGCAUUGAUCAUCUUUGGUGGUGUCCAAGGUCUUGAGUUGAGCUUAGAGAUGGAUGAAGAAUUGCUAGUGUCUGAUCCCGGCGUUUUAUUUGAUCACUACAUUAAUGUAUGCCCAGACCAAGGAAGCAGAACUAUCAGAACAGAGGAGGCUGUACUGAUCACCAUGGCAACACUCAGACCCAAGAUUCUCGGUGCCCAAGAUUGGAACAGAUGACAGACGAGUCCAGUCUAGACUAGACUUUCAUUCCAUCAGUGAUACAAACAACAGGAGAUUUUGACGUUGGCCAGUUCCAAUUGUCCCUCGAGGGUCAGUAGAGUUGGAGCUCAAGACGAUGAUGGUGUCGAUGAUGAUAAUGAUUUCUGGGAUCGAAUGUUUCCAUCACUGAAUGUACAUGUAUUACUGGACAUGAAUUAGAGGUGCCGUGGUAUAGUGGUUCAUUCACUUGACUCUCAACCUAUGAGUUGAGGGUUUGAAUCUCAGUACGGCACUAACGUCCUUUGGCAAGACAUUAAUCCACAUUUGCAACUCUCUACCCAGGUGUAGAUGGGUAGCUGGCAAUCGCUGGGGAGAACAAUAAUUGCAGGACCCUCAGGAAGAACAGCAUUGAAGCUGAUGAGGCUUCCGUGGAUAAACAACGUUUUUAGAAUAGAAGAAAAAAUGACACCUCAAAAU